AUGGCAGGCAAAGAUAACAAACAAAAGACGUAUUUGUUCUUGCUAAAGAGUUUUCAGAACAGUUUGAUAGUUUUCCUUAAGGAAACUGGACUUCAUGGACUUAAGUUUGUGGGCGAUGCGACGCUCAGCAUCUGGGAGAGGUCGUUCUUUUUGAUUGCUUUUGUGGUGGCUUUUGUACUGACUUUCCAAUUGAUAUCCAACAUAUACGAUAAGUGGAAUAGCACUCCAGUCAUCAUAGGCAUUAGUCCACAUGCCACAUCUAUACUAAGAGUGCCUUUUCCUGCCAUCACCAUAUGCAACAUGAACCAGGUGCAGCGCAGCAAAGUGUUUCAAUACAGGGAUGGUACACAAGAGAGUGAUCUGCUAAAAGUGCUAUGCAGCGAUGAGAUGGAGGACACCGAAGAAACUACUGAUGCGGAAAAGCUUGCCUUUUAUGCUUCUUUGGCAAACAACACCUUGAAAAUAUCUGAGUUUGUGACAAAUCAUUCACAAACUUGUGAACAAAUGUUACGCUAUUGCAGAUUCAGUGCUAUUGAAUAUAAAUGUUUGGAGUUAUUUCGCCCGAUUGUCACAGACGAAGGACUCUGCUGUGUCUUUAAUUUUCUGCCACCCGAGCGACUUUAUAAACGACAAGGUAGAAAUUUAAGCUCCCGGCUUGGCAAUGAGUCUGUGCCCUGGGAUCCAGAGAUUGGCUAUCCCAAAGAUUUGCCCAACCGUUAUUAUCCACGUCCAGCUGUGGGUUCUGGCAUAACAAUGGGCUUUAGUGUUGUGCUCGAUGCCCAAUUGAAUGAAUACUUUUGUUCCUCCACGAAUGGACCUGGCUUCAAGCUGUUGUUUCACAACCCCAUCACAACGCCCGAUAUGAAGGACGAAGGACUUGUCGUUGGCAUUGGCUACGAGAUGAACUUUCGCCUGGAGGUCAGCAGGUCAGAGGCCAUGCCAAGCAUUCGCUCCAUUGCCAUCAACAGUCGACAGUGCAUUUUUAUGGACGAGAGGAAGUUGCUGUAUCACAACCAUUACUCGCGCCGCAACUGCGAGAACGAAUGCUAUGCCAAGUUCCUUUACGAGGCUUGCGCCUGCAUUCCCCACAAAUAUCCCCACAUCUAUCGGAAUGCCAGUGUUUGCACCGUGGGCGAUACGAUCUGUAUUCGGCGGGCAAUGCGACUCGAGAAUGCCGCCCAAGCCGCCAAGUGUCGCAAGCAAUGUUUGCCGGGCUGCUUUGAUCUGUCCUACCUGGCGGAUGCGUUAUAUUUUCCUCUUGCCAAGCGGGACUUUCGCAUUGCCAAUUCACUUGUUGCCUCCAUGAACAAAUCGUAUUUGCUGGACAACAUUGCGGUCGUGAACUUGUACUACAGGGAGUCAGCCUAUUACGGCAGCAUGAAGAACGUCUAUAUUGGAUUGACCGAGUUCUUGUCAAAUAUCGGUGGUGUUAUGGGACUGUUUAUGGGAUUCAGCGUCAUCUCGUUAGCGGAAAUGUUUUAUUUCCUUAUUUUGAAGCCCAUCUCAGAGUUUAUAGCCUGGAAACGUGGCAAACUGGUGGAAACCAAAGAGAAUACCAUCGAUGUGAAUGCUGUUCAAGAGCUGACGAAGCAAAACCAAAACUUAUGGCAUACUCGAGAACUCUAUCCCAAGGGAUUCAUGUCAAAGGCCAUAGAUGUCAGUGGUCAGUCAACAAAAGAUGUAUUCAAGCCAAGAAAACCCAUGUUACACAGAGCUUUCUACUAAAUUGAAUAUUAAAUUAAACACUACUAUUUGUGUGUUGUCCGAGAAACUAGAAUCUGCAGCAUCAUCGGUAUAAAUAUUUGUUACUUAACCCACAACGAAAUAGGUCAUCGUAGAAGCACAUUUAAAUGUCAUGCUUGAGGUUGCAAGUGUCCCCGAGUUAAUGGCGAAAUCUAUAAUUAUAAUGAGUUUGCAUUCUUGUGUUUAUUAAAAUCAACUACGCAA
Drosophila albomicans is the source of this 1947-nucleotide messenger RNA. It is a transcript of the gene ppk12, whose product is annotated as pickpocket protein 28. Bases 1 to 1725 code for a protein of 574 amino acids. Gene Ontology annotation, biological process: sodium ion transmembrane transport. The transcript is spliced from 7 exons. NCBI's taxonomy places the organism in Eukaryota, Metazoa, Arthropoda, Insecta, Diptera, Drosophilidae. Gene Ontology annotation, molecular function: ligand-gated sodium channel activity. The record is from RefSeq and is a predicted model, not a curated record. Gene Ontology annotation, cellular component: membrane.